ACUCAGUUUCCUGUUCUCCUCACUACUUAAGUUCCUUCCUUUCUGUUGUUCUUUGUCUGGUCUCGUCAGUUUUAUGCACUUCAUGUUUGGAUUUAUGGUGUGGACUCCACUUUGAAAUCUCUUAUCAUUGUACAAAGCUCUCAAUCCAAGUCCUGAUGGAAGAGUGCGAGGAGAGUGAAGAACUGAGUGAAGUGGAGGAGGAACAUCAUGACAAACCUGGAGAAAAACCUUUGAGUCGCUCAAAGACUAAAAAGACAUUUUUAAAGAAAAGAAGAGCCAAGAAAUCUACAACCUGCACUCAGUGUGGAAAGAGUUUCACAACAAAACAAAGUCUUGAGCGUCACAUGAGAGUUCACACUGGAGAGAAGCCGUUCACAUGUGAUCAAUGUGGGAAGAGUUUCACGCGAUCAUCACACCUUAAAGAACACAUGAGGAUCCACACCGGAGAGAAGCCGUUCACAUGUGAUCAGUGUGGCAAAACAUUUCAUGGGGAAUCAGCUCUGAAGAAACACCUGAAAGUUCAUACGAAGGAGAAGCCACAUUCAUGUUCUGUGUGUGGAAAGAGUUUUUCACUGCUGAAAAUUUUAAAUGCACAUCAGAAAAUACACACUGCUGUGAGAGAGUACAUGUGCUUUGAGUGUGAGAAGACUUUUAUAUCAGCAACCUGUUUAAAACUACAUGAGAGGAUCCACACUGGAGAAAAACCUUACAAGUGCUCACACUGUGACGAGAUUCAAUCAGUCAUCAUCUCUGAAAACACACGAGAGGAUCCACAGCAUAGAGAAGCUGCACACCUGUGAUCAGUGUGGAAAGAGUUUCUCUUUUAAAAGUCACCUGAAGAAACACAUGAAGAUCCACACUGGAGAAAAACCUUACAAGUGUUCAUACUGUGACAAGAGAUUCAGUGAAUCAGGACCUCUGAAAACACACGAGAGGAUCCACAGCAUAGAGAAGCUGCACACCUGUGAUCAGUGUGGAAAGAGUUUCUCUUUUAAAAGUCACCUGAAGAAACACAUGAAGAUCCACACUGGAGAAAAGCCUUACAAGUGUUCACACUGUGAAAAGAGAUUCAGUGUGUCAUCAAAUCUGAAAAGACAUGAGAUGAUCCACACUGGAGAGAAGCCGCACACGUGUGAUCAGUGUGGAAAGAGUUUCUCUUUUAAAAAAUACCUGAAGAUACACAUGAAGAUCCACACUGGAGAAAAACCUUACAUGUUUUCACACUGUCACAAGACAUUCAAUCAGUCAGGACAUUUGAAAACACAUGAGAGGAUCCACACUGGAGAGAAGCCGCUCACGUGUGAUCAGUGUGGAAAGAGUUUCUCUUGUAAAAGUAAACUGAAGAUACACAUGAAGAUCCACACUGGAGAAAAAACUUACUGGCGGGAUAAACACUCUGAAGAGAGAUGUCGCUGUGAGCGCACUAGAUUCAGUAGCAGCGCUGAUUCUCGCAGCUCUCGCCGGGUGCAGUGGCGCGCGCCUGUAAUCCAAGCUACUGGGAGGCUGAGGCUGGAGGAUCGCUUGAGCUCAGGGGUUCUGGGCUGCAGUGGACUAUGUCGAUCGGGUAUCCGCACUAAGUUCGGUAUCGAUAUGGUGCUCCUGGGGGAGCCCGGGACCACCAGGUCGUCUAAGGAGGGGUGA
Molecule: messenger RNA, 1641 nt
Organism: Megalobrama amblycephala (Wuchang bream)
Lineage: Eukaryota; Metazoa; Chordata; Actinopteri; Cypriniformes; Xenocyprididae
Product: zinc finger protein 239-like
Exons: 4
Coding region: 679-1641 (320 amino acids)
Biological process (GO): regulation of transcription by RNA polymerase II
Cellular component (GO): nucleus
Molecular function (GO): DNA-binding transcription activator activity, RNA polymerase II-specific; RNA polymerase II cis-regulatory region sequence-specific DNA binding
Source: RefSeq, a predicted model, not a curated record